This is a messenger RNA of Limulus polyphemus (Atlantic horseshoe crab), 4908 nucleotides long. Its product is annotated as gastrula zinc finger protein XlCGF49.1-like. Gene Ontology annotation, biological process: regulation of transcription by RNA polymerase II. NCBI's taxonomy places the organism in Eukaryota, Metazoa, Arthropoda, Merostomata, Xiphosura, Limulidae. The coding region runs from base 2221 to 3021 and encodes 266 amino acids. Gene Ontology annotation, molecular function: DNA-binding transcription factor activity, RNA polymerase II-specific; RNA polymerase II cis-regulatory region sequence-specific DNA binding. The record is from RefSeq and is a predicted model, not a curated record. The transcript has 5 exons.
GUUGUUGUUUGUUGUUGUUAUUUCAUUGGUGGUAGUGUCCAUGGUCACUGAUGAGGAGUGGAAUUCUCCGAAGCUAGUCUGGCUCAAGACAGACACUCAAUGAAAGAAUAGACCAUUCCAAGCUUUUACUUGUUGUUAAACAUGUUUAAACAACUCUAUUCAAUUAUGUAAUAGCUACCCAGUGUCGGUUAACAAUACGAAGAAUUAAAUUGUGGCGAAAUUUUAAAAGAUAGAUUUUUGGAAUAAAUAUUCCAGGCCUAUAAAUUUCCUUUAAUCAUGGUUUAUUCUAAAAAUAAGGACAAGGCUAUACAAUGGCCAGCUGUCACUGUGAAUAAAAUGAAUGAUGUACAACAUCUAGGCUGUCACAUGAGAGAACACAUUUGAUAUUAUGCAGCUGCAACAGUGCAAGCUAUAAUCUAAGUGAAAAAUUAAAUGCUACAUGCCACCUGGUUGUUGUGUAACAUAAAGUAAGUAUGCAGAACAGUUGUCAGUUCGCCUACAUCAUUGACAGGUUCUACUUUUAUUGCAUCAUUUAAUAAUACUAGAUAAUUAGAGAUACAGACUAAUAAUUAUGUAAUAGAAAACGAGUGCUAAAGGUUCCUUUGAUUGUGGUAUGUUCCUUUGUUGUCAUACAAGUCUUCCAGAAAUGUUUGCAUUGCAAAGCAGAUACUGCUAUACACAAUUUUUAUCCAUGUAUGAAAUUUUACCAGGUGGAAAGUCUUGUUCUAGGUCUGUAUGGUUCUGUCAUCAAGCUUAACAAAUUACGAGAAAGUGUCUCCUAACUGCUUUAUUGCUGCUUUAAACUGGACAAAAUUGUUGAUUUUCCUGGCCUGUCUGUGUGGUUUUUCCCAAAGGCUUUGUCUCACCCUUUUCUAGCUUUUUAGAGGCUUUCAUCAGGAUGUUUCAACCAUUAUGAUAGGAUUUAUUGAAAUGUGUUAUCAGGAGUUGACAGAAUAAUAUACUAAAUGGUAGGACUGAGAUGCGAGUCUGUGUACAGCUAGUCUUGUAAAGUUUACUUCUUCACUAACUUCAACAGUAUGUAGAAUCUAAAUUCAACCACAGUACAAAUGAAGAAAAAUAUCUGAUUCACACUGGAGCAAUUUUGGAAGCUUAUACCUCUCAGUCAAGGAAACUGCCAUCCUUCUGCUGAUCCAGUUCUUCUGUUGCACUGAGUUAAAAUUGAAUCGCAGAAGUUUCCUGUAGCCAAACAAAUCUUCUGAGAGGUUCCACUUGCCCAGUUUCCUCUCAGUCUUCACUUCCUGUCAUCAAUGGCACUACAGUAAUGAUAAGAGUAUUGCCCUGGACACCAGUAUGAUACUUUGUGGUGAUUUUAUUUCUUGUCAUUUCUUGGGUAUCUGUCAUUUGUAUGCAGACGAUCAUUCUUGAAACUUUCUUCGUUCUUACUAAUGAAGAUUUAAGCAGUAUUCCUCAUCUUGAACAGUCGAUAGAUCAACAAGAUGAUCACAUUAAUUCUGAGGUUGUUACAAAAUUGGGAAGUUUAAGGAAUGAUAAGUCUCCUUGUCCAUAUUAUAUUUCUCCCAAGGGUCUUGAAGGAGGUAAGGACUGGAUAUGUGAGCCACUUGCUACUAUUUUUUGCAAGUCCUUGAAUAGUGGACAGCUACCAUAGGAUUGAAAGAUCUCAAGACCUGUAUAAGGAGGUAUUAACAUUAUCAAGAAGAAACUCGAUUUUUGCUCUUCAGGCUGAGAAUCUUGUAACUUUGAUAAAUAUAGGUGUAGUUAUGAUAACAAUGAAGCAUGUUUAAUUCAAGGGGCAAUGUUCUUAGGCAUUAAAGAAAAGCCUUUUCUCCAAGAAAAAGUUAUAGAGUUGUGAUGUUUCGAUAAAAAACUGGCUUAAAGAAAUAUCGUAGUACUUGCAUUUGGAAGAAGCCAUAUAUAUAUAUUUGUUUUUGUAGCAAAGAAUGUGAUUACAGUUUUAAAACAUUCAUCAGGCUAUUGAGAAUACAGCAACUUUGUGAUGUAUGUGGCAAAAUUUCUUGUGAAAUGAUUCAUGCUGGAGUAUCAUACAGUUAUAAGAAAUAUGUAGACAAGUACAUAAAAAUUUUGCAUCCUAAACUCAUCUGACUCUUCAUAGUACAGAGGAGCAACAUAGUUGAUAUCUUGGUGAUAACUUAUUUAUUAGAACAUCCUCUCGGAAGAAAGACAAUAAAAGAAUAAUUUCUGUGCUAAAACAUUUUCAAGAUCUGAUUUAAAAGGAAUUAGAUGAAUCAUACAGAGAGGGAACAAUACAUCUGCAGUGUUUGUGGCAAAAUGUAUGCCAGGAAAGAUGGCUUAAAACAACAUCAGAUGAUUCACACUGGGAAGAUUCCAUACAGAUGUGAUGUUUGUGACAAAACGUAUGCAAGAAAGGAUCGCUUAAAACAACAUAAAAUGAUUCACACUGGGGAGAGAAUCCACUCCAAGGAGAAUUCAUGCCUGUGUGAUGUAUGUGGUAAGAAAUAUUCAACCACUAGUUCUUUAAAUAAACAUAAGUUUAUCCACUCUGGGCAUAGAUCAUAUCUAUGUGAUGUUUGUGGCAAAAAAUUUACAAGAAAUUCUUUCCUAAAAAAUCAUUAUGUUACUCACACUGGAGCUAGACCAUUUAGUUGUGAUGUAUGUAAUAAAACAUUUAGGCGUAAAGAUACUUUAAAAGAGCACCAGAGGAUUCAUUCAGGAAUUAGACCAUAUAGUUGUAAUAUUUGUGCAAAAACAUUUACACAGAAGGGACAUUUGAAAUUACACGAGAAGACACACACAGGAGAGAAACCAUACAGUUGUAAUAUAUGUGGGCUUGGGUUUACUCUGAGUUCAAACCUUAAAUCUCAUAAGGUAGCUCACUCUGGACAAAAACCAUAUAGUUGUGAUGUGUGUGGCAAGAAGUAUGCUCAGAAAUCAACUCUGAAAUUACAUAAGGAGAUCCACACUGGGCAGAAAUACAGUUGUGAUGUGUGCAGCAAAAAUUUAAAAACCAAGAAGAGUUUUAGAAAGCAUAAGAUGAUCCAUGCUAGAGCAAUUAAAGAGUAAUUCAGCAGUUCAUAUAUACAAGUAUCUCCAAUUCAUUAUCAUUGCAUUUUGGUAAAUGUAAUUUUUUAGACAAAAUGAAGUGAAGAAACAUAAUAUCAUACUAUUUAUUAUCAAGCAGUUGUAUAGAGGUAAGUAAAAAGUGUAUUUAAAAUAGUCAUGAGAUUAUGUGGACAUGUUUGUGGUAAAAAAUGUUAAUAAAUAUUGAAAAAGUGGGAGAAGUAUAUUUGUAAAGAAUAAAGACAGGAAUUUCAUUAUGAUGUGUAACAAAUUCGAGUUAACAUGUCAGUUGUAAUACUUUACCACCAACUUCAAAGACUUAAAUUGUUUGAUUCUUUCACUCACUCAGUUGUAUAAAGUUUAUAGUGGUUAAAAUAUUUCAGUAUGCAUUAAAAUAGCAAACACUUUUGGGGACUUAGAUCUCUAUUGUGAAAUCUUUACUGAUGAUUUUUCAAACUUUUAAUUGAAUUCUGUGUAGAAUAUACACUAUCCUACAAAAGUCAUGGGACAUGGGUAGUUACGAAUAAAAAUGUCUUUAUUCCAAGAAAUUAAUAGCAUGUUGGCCUUUCUUUGGCCUUAAUUACUGCUUCAAUGCAUUAUGGAAGGCUGUCUACUAAUUUCUGGUAUAAAGCUGGUGGUAUUGUGCUCCAAUCCUCCUUUAAAGCAUUAGUAAGCUCCACUACUGAAGAGGGUUAUCUUGGCCUUGCCCUAAUUCUGCAUUCCAGUUCAUUCCAAAGAUGUUCUAUCGGGUUGAAGUCAGGGCUCUGUGCUGGCUACUGCAAUGUUCCGAUGUUAUUCACUUCAAACCACACAGUCACAAUUCUUGCUUUGUGACAUAGAGUGUUAUCACAUUGGAAGGUGCAAGGGCCAGUACCAUAAAAUUGUCACAAUGUAGGACACACAGAAUUGUUCAGAACAUCAGUGUAGGCCACAGCAUUUAUGGAUCCAUGCACUGCAACCAGUGGACCUAGUCCAUGCCAUGACAAGCACCCCCCAGACUAUGACACUGCCACCUCCAAACUUCACUGUUGGGACAACACACUCAGGUAAUAAGCAUUCUACAGGUAUCCUCCAUACCCAAACACGUCCGUCAGAGUGGAAGUGAAUCCAUAGUCCAGGUUCGGUGUGCCUUGCUCUAUGUCAUUCGACGGUAUGCAUAUGUUUUUGUUAUCAAUGGCUUGUGGGCUGCAGCUCUUCCAUGAAAAUUCAUGGAAUGCAGCUCUCGACAUGUUGUGGAAACAUUGGAUAGCCUGUGGCUGCUCACAUCUACAAACACAGAUUCUCUAGGGUCUGAUCCCGAGAUGAGGUAACCAGCCUUCUCAAGGCACGUUGGCUCCUGACAGUCAGUAUUUUAUGCCUACCUGGUCAUUUCUUAGGCUCAUUGUCACCUGUGGACUUCCAUUUCUUCAGCACAUUGUCAAUAUUUGACCUGUGAAUGUUUAAUUGUUGCACAAUAGCAUAUACAGACAUUUCCCUCAAAUGACAUCCAACUAUCCUUCCUCUCUGAAACUCUCUUAAUUCUUUCCGUGCACUCAUCGUUUGCCGUACAAGUUUGAAAUGACUUCCAAGCAAACUGCUGAUCACCUUUAUAGGCCAAACUAUUUGCAUAUUUUGUCGUCACACCCAUUUUCCUGCAAUCAGAGGUGUGCCCCAUGACUUUUGGUAGGAUAGUGUAUGUGACUUACAAGAAAAUGCUUUUAUCACCAAAGUAUGUAAAUUUAUUGCUCAAUGAUUAAUAUAGCGCCUAUAUUAGAAACUUUUAGCACUACAUUGAAAUGAAGAGGAUAAAAUAAUCUUCUGUCUUAUCUUAAUUUUGGUUGUGUUUGCCGAAAGCUACUAAAGCUACUGUUAUGCAAAAUCUAGGACAAUAAAAUUUUAUAUUUUAAAGUA